Molecule: messenger RNA, 1417 nt
Organism: Thermothelomyces thermophilus ATCC 42464
Lineage: Eukaryota; Fungi; Ascomycota; Sordariomycetes; Sordariales; Chaetomiaceae
Exons: 3
Coding region: 292-1332 (346 amino acids)
Biological process (GO): L-citrulline biosynthetic process
Cellular component (GO): mitochondrion
Molecular function (GO): amino acid binding; ornithine carbamoyltransferase activity
Source: RefSeq, a predicted model, not a curated record
ACGACUUCCUGGGCUAGCGAAUUCGGCUAAGCCAUCAAGGUUGUGCAUCCAUCUUUUUUUUCUGGAGCUUCAACGUUGAGUCAUGAGUCUAUUAUACCUGCAACCAUCGAACCCUGGCAAUCCAGAAAAUCGAUUUGGCUUCUCGUAUCACUCUUUCCUUGAGCGAUCCAAGACCAAACACGCACAGACUUGUAGUAAUUGGGUCGUCCCUCCCAGCUUAAACUCCGAGAAGCUUCAAGUGGUAUCGCCGCCAUGUCUCCGCGUGUCGCCUGCCGCACCCUCAAAUCCGCAAUGGCUCAAUUUCAGACUCGCUCUCUCUCCGGCGCCGCCGGGCCCAGGCAUCUUCUCUCCAUCAGCGACCUCAGCCCAGCCGAAUUUACAAAACUCGUUCUCAAUGCCUCGUCCCACAAGGCGGCAGUCAAGGCUGCUUUCGCCGCCGGCGAGCAACCUCCGAAACCGCUGCAUGGGUCAUUGACCGGCAAGACGGUAGCCAUGAUGUUCAGCAAGCGCAGCACCAGAACCCGCGUCUCAACAGAAGCAGCCGUGCAACUAAUGAACGGACAUCCAAUGUUUCUGGGCAAGGACGACAUCCAGCUAGGCGUGAACGAGUCCCUCCGUGACACCUCUGUCGUGAUCUCCUCCAUGACCUCGUGCAUGGUCGCCCGCGUGGGCGCGCACAAGGAGGUCGUCGACCUCGCCGCGCACUCGUCCGUGCCUGUCAUCAACGCGCUAUCCAACGACUUCCACCCGCUGCAGACCAUCGCCGACUUCCAGACCAUCCACGAGCACUUCCCCUCCCGCACGCCCUCCGAUUCCAGCCUCGGGCUAGAGGGCCUCAAGGUCGCGUGGGUGGGCGACUCCAACAACGUGCUCUUCGACCUGGCAAUCGGCUGUAUCAAGAUGGGUGUCGACAUUGCCGUGGCCUCGCCCCCCGGGUACGGCAUUCCCGACGCGAUGAGGCAGCUGAUCCUGGCCGCCGGAGAAGGCGUGGCCAAGCCGGGCCGGCUCACCGAGACGCAGGUGCCCGAGGAGGCGAUCAAGGACGCCGAUAUCCUCGUGACCGACACGUGGGUCUCGAUGGGUCAGGAGCAGGAGACCCAGAAGAGGCUGAAGGCGUUUGCGGGUUACCAAAUCACCAACGAGCUGGCCAAGCGCGGCGGCGCCAAGCCCGACUGGAAGUUCAUGCACUGCCUGCCUCGACAUCCCGAGGAGGUUGACGAUGAGGUCUUCUACGGCCCCAGGUCCCUUGUUUUCCCGGAGGCUGAGAACCGGCUCUGGGCUGCUGUCGCUGCUCUGGAGGCGUUUGUGGUCAACAAAGGGAAAAUUCUGUAAAACGAGGAAUGGUUGUUACAGAGAUUCCAAUCAGACAUUGCUUUGAAAUGGCAGGCGUGAUUUCAGGAGUUGGGUCCCUUAGAAA